GACACAUUUUGGCACGCGUUGCACCACGCCGCCGCCGCCGACGACGACCUUCGACGCAUUUCGACCAAGAUCCACACAUCUUCCAGACAUGUUCGCGUGGGGAAAACCCUCUGCCGCUCUGGCGCGCCCUGUGGACCUGUUGGGCCUUAAUGCAGCCUCGGACGAUGACGAAGCGUGGCCGACACUUUCGUCGGGACGUCCGACAGCUGCAUCGAAGAAGCGCACGUCGUCUUCAAGGCGAAAGAGGCAUGGCGAUGGUGACUUCUUUCUGCCUUUGACGCCUCCUAAUAUGCAAGCUCCUCCGGCACCCCCCGUUUCCUCGAUUGUAAUGAACUUGCCGACGAAGCUUCCUGUCCUUGAAGUUCCUACGAUCGAGACGAAUUGGUCGACGCGCAGCAAGCAGUGGGAGAGUGACAGUGAGGACUCUCCAUCAAGUCCCGUCCGAUCGCAUAGCAUCGAGGAACCUCCGCAUCUUUCUGGUUCCCAUCGAAUACGAAGGGCCAUGUCUGAAGAAUCUGUGCUGAAACCCGCGCGCUAUGAAUCCACACCGCCGUCGUCGCCGUCCAGUUCACGAGUAGACGAUGCGACUGCAUUAGAAUCGCAAACCCAAGCCCGUGAACAUAUCUGGAACAUGGUGUUCAACAACCAUGCAUCAUCAUCAUCGCCGUCGUCGUCAUCCACCCCGCGUGCAUCGCGCGCCAUGAGUCUUCCAGGGUGGAUGCCCACCAUGAAAUUCGCGUCCGAUCUGCAAGAAGACGACACCUUGAACAAGCCAGUGCCUCCUUAUGAACCUUCCAUCGACGACGACGACGACUUGGACGAAGUGUGCAGCAAUGGAUCGUCAGACACGACCGUCUUGUCCAGCUACAACUCGAGUCCGCGCACGACGAGUACCUCCGUCGACUCGUUGAAAAGCCCGCCGCCGCCGCCGCUGCUGGAUCCCCAUCUUUCUCUUCCCAGCCCCCUUCCAUCCUGUCAUUGCCCCAUGGCGUCGGAUUCCACACAAGGCAGUUUCAUGCCGCAAAGCAGCCGCAUGUCCGCCGCAAUUCCUUCGUCCAAGUGCACCUGCGCCCCAUCCAACGAAGACGUAGAUCCUGUCAUAUUGGCUCGUCUGGCCGACGACUUUCGAGCCCAGCGAUUGGCCAACCAAGCGAACGCGUUGAUGUGGUCCGUGGAGCAAGCCACCGCCCGCGGCGUCGUGUCCAACUCCACCGAACAGACGCUGUACCACUUGAUUGGCCGGGGGGCGUUUGAAGAGGCCCGGGAUAUCUUGUAUCGGCACUGCCACCUCACCCCCGCCGUGCACAACCUCGGCUCAAAGGCGACAGCGGCUACGGCUCCAGACAACACCCCCCUCUCUCCCACCGUUCCCGUCGAUGUAGUGGCGAACUCUGCCUUGACAGCGUUUGUAGAUGCGAUGGCGCCCAAAGACUCUGUCGCAGGCCGGCGCCACAAACAAACGGUGCUGCGGGCGUUGUCGACGCUGGUGGCGUCGUGGGUCAAGCGCGUGGGGGUCGAGCGGGGGUUGAGUCCCGAGCACAUUGCGCUCACGAGCGGCGCCUUGUUUGCGGCCGGUUCAUACCGCCUGGCUAUCGACGAUCCGUCCUCAGACAUUGACACGGUCGCCGUCGCGCCUUGGCACGUGACCCACGCCGACUUUUUCGGGUCAUUUGUGGACCUGCUGCGAUCUUGUCCGGCAGUGUCGAGCUUGACGCCCGUCUCAAACGCGUUCGUGCCGCUGCUGGCGCUAGUGUACGACAAUGUGGCGUUGGAUGUGCUGUUCGCCCGCGUGCCCAUGCCCACGGUGCUGCCGUCGCAAGAUAUUGACUCGGACUACAUCUUGGCGGGGGUGGAUCCGGCGUCCAUGAAGUCGCUCAACGCGCCGCGCGUGAGCACCCUGCUGCUGCGGUUGGUGCCGCAGCCCGCCGUGUUUCGCGCCGUGGCUCGGGCGAUUCGGGCGUGGGCUAAAGCGCGGGGCAUCUACUCGAGCAAGUGGGGGUACCUGGGCGGCGUGAGCUGGACUAUCCUCGUGGCGUUCGUGUGUCAGAUGUACCCCCAGGAAACCGACUGCGAGUCGGUGUUUGUCAGGUUCUUCCACGUCAUGUCCGAGUGGGCGUGGCCCCAGCCCGUGAUGCUGAACGUGCUGUACGACGCUGGCCUCGGCCUCGAGAGCUGGGACCCGCGGCUCAAUGUAUUUGAUCGGACGCACCUCAUGCCAAUCAUCACGCCGGCGUACCCGCCGAUGAACUCGGCGGUGCAAGUUUCCCACACAACGUUCAAAGUCAUGUACGACGAACUGUGGCGCGCGCGGCACUUCGCCGACUUGGCGGCCCAUGCCGCCAAUGACGCGGAUGUGAAACGUGCCAAGUGGGUCGACUUGUUUGCGCCGACAAACUUUUUUGUCCGGUACGAUGUGUACUUAGGCUUGUCGUACAGUGCCAACACUAGAGACGACAUGUGCAUCUGGAGCAAGUUCGUGCACUCGCGAGUGCGCAAGCUCGUGGACGGACUGCAACAUGUCGAAGGCAUGUGCAACGUGCACGCGCUGCCUACCCACUUUCCCCACCCCGUCGGCAACUCAUCGCCGGACGGGGGAGAGGGCGGUAGUGAUGGGCAGUGUCUGCAUCGUGAAUCUGUGUUUAUCGGCCUCGAGUUCAAAGCACGCGUCCCUGGCAAUAGGAGUAUAUUCUUGGACCCGCAGAUGGAAGCCACCAUUGGCCAGACCAUCCGGUUCUUUGAAGCUACCGACUUGCAGCAGUUUGGUGUGCGCGCGCCGGGGAUGACGCUGUCCACAACGUUGUUGCAGUGGGAGUCAUUGCCCGAGUUUGUGUUUGCACACGGACGAGAGGCGGCGCGGGACGACCGCGUCCGUCUGGCCACCUCGCCGGCAUCGCACCCGGCGCCGCCGCCGCCGCCCCGCAGUCGGUUUGUGUAUCCAGCUCCGUUUGGUACCACCACCGCCACCAUGAACAGCCACCAUCGACCCAAAAGCAAGACGACCAAAAAGGCCAAGCGAAAAGACAAGCAACACACAUCGAGUAUUUAAGAGUCCCCAGGGUAGUAAUUUUCCGUUAAUAUAAAAGCAUGAGUACGUAAA
Molecule: messenger RNA, 3097 nt
Organism: Aphanomyces astaci
Lineage: Eukaryota; Oomycota; Saprolegniomycetes; Saprolegniales; Verrucalvaceae
Exons: 1
Coding region: 89-3046 (985 amino acids)
Cellular component (GO): nucleus
Molecular function (GO): RNA binding; poly(A) RNA polymerase activity
Source: RefSeq, a predicted model, not a curated record